AGCAGAACGAUCUGCUUCGAUCGCAUCGGCCGCUGCGGCGGGUGGGCAAGGAGGGGCUUUCGGCUGGGGAGCGGUCGUGCUUGGCCGGCAGAGGGAGGCAAGCGGAGGGGACAGGGAGCAAGAAGGAGCGAGGUAUAUCUGGUGGGAAAACGUGGAGGGUGAUACCAGAAAUUGAUUAAAGUGACGCAGAGAGGGAUUUCAGUAUACAGUCGGUGCAGCGGAGUACAGGGCAGGCGACUUCUUGCGCAGCGUAGAAGUCGAUGUCGUUGACGGCGUGGCUGCGAAAGAAGAGAAAGAAGGGCGAGUAGAAUGCGCCGGACCCGACCAGAUCAACGUGCCAGGGGAGGAGAAGGACGAGCCUGGAGACAUGGUCGGCGUAGAGGCGGACCGUAUCGACCCUGGUCGCAGGAUGGUCGGAUGGCGCCUCGGCGAUACGAGCUGCUGGCAGUCAAUGCGAAGCAUCGGCUUCGGAAGAGCCGUCAUCUCCAGCGUCACGCUCCUUGGUGCGUCAACAAACUUCACGGCUCGCUGCCCUGUGCCGUCGCCACUUUCCUUCUUCAACACGACGCUCUCAGCAUCACGACCUCCCAUCCUCUGCAACCUCCUGCAAAUCCUUCUUUCGCACUCCAGCAAUGCUCCAGCCAGUAGCCCCACAGCGACCAGCAGGCCAGCAUACACCCCCAUUAGCACCCAAAGCCUCUUGGAGCACUUCGCCGCCUCGACUGCGGAUCCUGCGGGCCCGAUGAUGGCCUUGCAGCCUGAGAUGAGCCGGUCGCGAGGGAUAAAGAGGAGGAGAAGUUGGGUGAUGCCGGUCAUGAGGGCUACGGCCAGGGGACAGAAGGGAGUCAGCGAAAGGUGCAGGAGAAGAGAGCGUAUCGGUGGGGAUGGGCAAACUCACCACCACCCCACGCUGCACCCAACACGACGCAGAAGAAGGCCAGGCCCAGCCUCGCCAUCCGGCGACGUCGCUGGCAUCGCGCGACGAGCAGGCCAAGACUAGCUAUGCACCCUACCAGACUGCCUGACGCCGUCACGAGGGUCCAUCCCGCUUGAACUGCAGUAGGAGUCGCAAGGCGCGGCUUGAGCAUCGGGGUCUCUCGCACAUCGUCGUCCGUGGCGGCCAAUAGAUUGAGGCGCACAAAUGUAGCGGAGGGCCGUG
Molecule: messenger RNA, 1159 nt
Organism: Jaminaea rosea
Lineage: Eukaryota; Fungi; Basidiomycota; Exobasidiomycetes; Microstromatales
Exons: 1
Coding region: 368-1000 (210 amino acids)
Source: RefSeq, a predicted model, not a curated record